GAUCCAGAUAUGUCAGACCUCCUUCAAAACUUUGUGGUGGAUGUGACAACUGAUGUGAUUGGUGCUCUUGAUGACCAAAUGAGUGUGGAGUCGGCACACUGGCAAAUAUGCAGUCGGUUUACAUCAAGUGAGACAAAUAUACAGCCAAUCCGGAAGGAAUACUGUCGAAGUCGACCUGUAGCACGGUAUGUCAGAGUGAAAAUAAUCGGCUCUGCAAAACUAACAUUGUGUGAAGUAGAAGUGUUCGGUGAAUCAGCGAACAUUGCAAAAUUGAAACCAGCUGAGCAAAGCAGCGAGGCAAAGGUUCAAUCAACGAUUGCCAAUGCAGUUUCUAUUGGUGAAACUGGAGCUGGACUAGCAGUUGAUGGGAAUACAGAUCAACUGGAUAUCGCCGAAUGUGCAACUAGCUCUACGACAGUACAAUCUAAUCUGACUUGGGCCGUUGACCUGCGUGGUGAUUUCCUUAUAGAAGAGGUCUUUAUCUACGGCAG
This is a messenger RNA of Owenia fusiformis, 491 nucleotides long. The record is from the annotation of a GenBank genome assembly. NCBI's taxonomy places the organism in Eukaryota, Metazoa, Annelida, Polychaeta, Sabellida, Oweniidae.